Molecule: messenger RNA, 1443 nt
Organism: Selaginella moellendorffii
Lineage: Eukaryota; Viridiplantae; Streptophyta; Lycopodiopsida; Selaginellales; Selaginellaceae
Product: bifunctional nuclease 1
Exons: 10
Coding region: 238-1218 (326 amino acids)
Biological process (GO): protein ubiquitination
Cellular component (GO): nucleus; VCB complex
Molecular function (GO): nuclease activity
Source: RefSeq, a predicted model, not a curated record
AAGGCGGCCAUUUUGUGCUUUAGCCCCCGGGACGAGGGCUUGGAGUGCAGUGCAAGAUAAGCACGCGCCUUGCUAGGUCACUAGUCUGCUCGCCUCCAACGGGAUCGUCCCUCGCCGGCCGUGCCUCCCAUCGCCACUGCUGCCUCUCCUCUCAUUCCCUUGGCGGCCGGCAGGGCGACUUCGCGAUUGAGAGAUCCACGCAAUUUGGAAGCUAAAGAUCUUGGAAGCUAAUCUAGAAUGGCCGUGACCUUGAAUGCUCCGGUCAUCAAUGCUGCUUCCAACGCCCAGGGCUUGGCCGCUCUAAACCAGGACCUCGCGCUUGGCUGCUCCAACACUGCGUUGGGAAUCGCGAAAGCUGGGAUCCUUAAGAGUAAGCUACUUGGAGCUCGCCCUUGCACUGGAUUCUCGUCUCGACACCUCUCCCCGGCUAGGCUGCCUGUGAAAUGCGGCUCCAGCUUCUACAGCGAUGGAAACUUGGCGGAUGAUUCUAUCCAGGACGAUGAAAACUAUAUCAACUCCACUGUUUUGGAAGCUGUGGAGGUGAAGAGUGGAGCUGACGGUUUCAUGAUCACAAUGCGAGAUGGGCGUCACAUAAGAUGCGAGCACAACAAUGCUGAUGGUGGUCACUUACCAGACUACGCACCACAGCCGGCAAUUGUGCUCAAGAUGGACGACGAUAGUAACCUUCUUCUUCCAAUAAUCGUUUUGGAGUUACCCUGUGCAAUGCUCAUGGAAGCUGUGCGAAACAUUCAAGUUGCCAGACCAACAGUAUACAAUGUGAUGAAAGAUAUGAUUGAGCUGAUGGGAUAUCAACCCAAGCUUGUGCGCAUCACAAAACGGGUACACGAAGCUUAUUUUGCAAGACUGUAUCUUGCAAAGGAUGAGAAUGGAACUCAGAAGAUUUGCAGUCUCGACGUGCGUCCUUCGGAUGCUAUAAAUCUUGCAGUUCGUUGCCAGGUUCCGAUUCAAGUGAACAAGCAACUUGCCUAUUGCGAUGGUGUUCGCAUCGUCAAGGAAGCCAUGAGGCUGCCACUAAAAGGUUUCAAGGGACUAUCAUUGGACAGGCCGGAAUCUGGAACAUGUACAGAGGCGGAAGAGUUCGUCCUGGUCCGUAGCAUGAUGGUUGCAGCUGUGGAGGAGCGCUACAACGAUGCAGCGCGCCUGAGAGACCAGCUCAGCAAGUUCCGUUCGUCCAAGAAGCGCCAGCAAGAGGCGUAAAGCGUUCAUGGUGGACGAUUGUACAUAAAACUAAAAGCAGCACUCUCUGUACAAAAGUAAGCACAGGUAGAUGUACAUAGAACACUACUGGAGAAAGCGGUAAGUUGAGAGCCUCCCUUUCUCUCUUUUCUCUCUCGCUCUCGCUCUCCCUCUCCCCACCAUAGUCACCGAUUGUUUCAAUUUUUCUCACUGUUCGAAGACAAUGAAAAAGUUGAUCAAAAGAUA